AUGUCCGGUGAAGCUCCGGCGAGGACAAACGUCACGACUGGCCUGGAUCUGACGGAGCGAGUGAUGCUGUCCACUCUGACCACGGUGUCCUGCGGCAUCUUCUUCUUCAUCAACGUGACCACGCUGUUCACUCUGAGGAGCAGGCGCGUGUUCUGCGAGACGUCGCGCUACGUGCUGCUCUACAACCUGCUGCUGGCGGACACGCUUCAGAUGUCCCUCGGUCAGGUCCUGUACCUGCUGUCCAUCUGCAGGGUCAUGCUGACGUUCCCUGUCUGCGGACUCAUGGUCAUGAUUGCCAACCUCACCAAUGAGGUGUCGCCGCUCACACUGGUGGCGAUGUCCCUGGAGAGGUACGUGGCUGUGUGCUUCCCGCUGAGACACGCCACCAUCGUCACCGCCAGGAACACGGUGGUGGCCGUGUUUGCGGUGUGGGCCGUGUGCUCGCUGAACGUCGUGACCCGCGUCCUCCUGCUGCUGCAGUUUCCCUUUGAAGAGCUGGGCUCUCUGCAGAUGAAGACCAUCUGCGGGACAAUGGUCAUGUUCCUUGGGCCAGCGUCCGACAUGUACGACCGAGCCUACACAUGCUUCCUGUUUGUGUCGGCGACAGUGGCCAUCAUCGCGUCAUACGUUGCCGUGGUGAUUGCGGCCAGGGCGGCGUCCUCGGCGGACGGCGCCUCAGCUCUGAAAGCCCGCAACACGCUGCUGCUGCACCUGGUCCAGCUGGGCCUCAGCCUCUCGUCUACGCUGCACAACUCGCUCCUCCUCCUCAUCUCCAGAGUCGUGACGACGGCGGUGCUCAUACGAAUCCUGAACGUGUUGUACGUGUUCAUCAUCGUGCUGCCGCGCUGUCUGAGCGCGCUCAUCUACGGACUCAGAGACCAGACCAUCAGACCCGUCCUCUUCCACCACCUCUGCUGCUGCUGCUCCUUAAAGAAAGUCCACAUCUCACCCUGA
This is a messenger RNA of Solea senegalensis (Senegalese sole), 954 nucleotides long. RefSeq names its product odorant receptor 131-2-like. Gene Ontology annotation, biological process: G protein-coupled receptor signaling pathway. The transcript has a single exon. Gene Ontology annotation, cellular component: membrane. The record is from RefSeq and is a predicted model, not a curated record. The coding region runs from base 1 to 954 and encodes 317 amino acids. NCBI's taxonomy places the organism in Eukaryota, Metazoa, Chordata, Actinopteri, Pleuronectiformes, Soleidae. Gene Ontology annotation, molecular function: G protein-coupled receptor activity.